AUGCUUCACACAACAUCAACAUGUACCUUUCAAGGUCAUGAACUAGCCUUGCACAUCAAUUUAGUGUGUAGGAAAUUUAGAAAAAUAUUAUCGGAAGAGUUGAAAAGUUCUUAUUGUGAUGAACCUAAACAUAAUCAAUUAUUUGUAUUGGACAAGAUUCAAAAUUUUACCUUGUCUUUUGUUACAAAAGGAGAUUUUGAACAGAGAAUUAUUCCUCAAAAUAUUAAAUUUAAUGAAUCAACAAUGCCACCAAAAGAAAGGCUUUGUUUCUUUGGUGAAUGUUGUGUUUCUUUAAUUCAAUCACUUUGUUUCCAUUCAAUGUCCCAUUUUACUUCUCUUGCUGAAUUAAUUGAUUAUUGGAAAGGAAGAGAAGAAUCACCUGUUAACGCCAUGUUAGAAUUAGGACCUCUUUAUUGGAUUAAAUUAUUUUAUAAUCAAAUUAUUAACACCUUUUUUGGAAAUGAAAAAAUUAUACCAAAGUUAAAUCCUUCAAAGAUUUUAGAACUCAUAGAUAACAUCAAGAUGAAACAAAGAAGUCCUUCAAGAGAUUUGAAUGAACUUUUAGAAAAAUUAUCCAAAGUUGAAAUUUGUCAUGCUUUUAUUUGUGGACAUUUGUUGAAUAUUCUUCAUAAAUUCCAAGCUGUUAGAAGUAUUGACGAAAUUCAUGAUGUUUCAAUUGAAUUUUUAGAUUUUAUUGAUGGUUUAUACAUUGAAAGAUUUAAUGAUAGCGCUCUUUCUGGUGAUGCUCUUUUUGAAAAACAUUUCCAAAUUCACCCUCUUCAAGAAGAAUCUGUUAAACAAUCUAAUAUUAUGAAGAGAAGUUUAUUCCAUAAUGGCAUUGGUCCAGUGGCUUUAGAAGUUGAUUUUAAUCAUAAUAAUAGAACAUCAUCACCAUCUGUUAUUUCUACACCAUAUACAAAUUAUGAUGACGAUAAUGCUAGUUUUAUUUCAGAUAGAUCUCGUGCAAUGACAACAAUAGCUCGCGAUAAUACUGAAUUAACUCUUGAACAAUUCUUGGAUAAGAUUGAUGCAGUUAUGCAACGUUGCAGAAAUUGGAAUCACAUUACAAAUUACUAUUUGAGACAAUAUAAGAAACCAAAUCAUUUCCAUAGAAAUUGGAUAAGAUAUGCUUUAGGUUUCACAUUCACAGCAUUUGCAAGUUAUUAUACUUACAAACAUUUUGAUGAGAUUGUUAAACUUUCUAAGGAAGCUUACAACAGUGUCACUAGAUUUGUCAAUAACUCAAUUAUUGAACCACUCUAUAAUAUUUAUUCAAUUAUCCACUAUGAUGAACACAAACACAAACUAGUUUCUUUGGACGAUGUUCAAGUAUCUAUGAAAUCUCUUGAACGUAUGGUGAAUGAUUUUGUUAAGGAUACUCAUCCAAAUGCUACAGAACAAGAACUUACCAUCUUUUUAGAACAAGCAAAGAAGGGAGAUAUUACUCUUGUCAUGGAAACAUAUGAAAAAGAGUUAAAGAGGCCAUUUGCUAAUGCUAUUUUUGGUAGUCUUGCUAGAGCAUUGCUGAUUCAAGUUCAAAAGCAAAAAUUAGCUCUUGAACAAUCAAUGAUUAGUAUGGAUUCAUUGCUGAAACAAAAUGAACUAAACGUGGAGCUUGUUGCUACUGUCCCAGGAGUUCUUUUAUUCUCAUUUGCUUAUUAUCAACUUUCAUCCUAUAAGAGAAAGACUGAUUUUUCAACAAUCACAGCACCAAUGUCUAGACAAUUUAUUUCUAUUGAAAGAAUUUUGAAUAGAAAUAUUAAUCAGUCAAGACUUCCACUUCAAGACUAUGGUUUUGUUUAUUUAUAUACAUGUAGAAUUAGAGCAUUGGCCAGUAAAUUCUCAACACUCAAUGAACAUCCAAGGUUGAACAGUGAUUUUACAAGUGAUUUGAAUGAACUCAACUCUGUGACAAUGACUCCACAUCAAAAAUUCAAUACCAUUUUACGUAUGAAUAGAGAAUAUAAGUUUUUAAAUGAACUAUAA
Naegleria gruberi is the source of this 1986-nucleotide messenger RNA. RefSeq lists its product as uncharacterized. Lineage: Eukaryota; Heterolobosea; Eutetramitea; Acrasida; Naegleriidae. The transcript is spliced from 2 exons. The record is from RefSeq and is a predicted model, not a curated record. Gene Ontology annotation, cellular component: mitochondrial outer membrane. The coding region runs from base 1 to 1986 and encodes 661 amino acids.